AUGAUUGCUACGUCAUUGAGGCUCUGUGUUCCCAUGAUGGCUCCUCAAGCCAAUGCAAGCCAUGUUGCUAGCUUGAAGCAAUUCCAUGCAUUGUACUCCAUAAAUGCAAUGGAGAUUCGAAUAUCUAUAGGUUUUACAGGUGAUUUACAGCACGAAAAGGCCUUUCGCCGGUGCAAGUCUCCAUCACCAAAUAUUAGUCCAUAUAAGUCAGUGGCGGAGACGCCCGCUGAAGAGAGCACGUUUUAUCUGGAUCUACCCCAAAAGUCUAGAACAAAAACAAGGGUCCCCCCUAGACAUCCCCCAGAAACCAAUCAUAUUCGAUCGUGCACGGGCCCUGAGGUUGUUUGA
Molecule: messenger RNA, 348 nt
Organism: Fusarium graminearum PH-1
Lineage: Eukaryota; Fungi; Ascomycota; Sordariomycetes; Hypocreales; Nectriaceae
Exons: 1
Coding region: 1-348 (115 amino acids)
Source: RefSeq, a predicted model, not a curated record